AUGAAUUCAAGCAUCGAGACAAAGGAGUUUUGCAUUUCAAUACCACCUGACGUUAAUUCAGAUGGUGUGUGGGCGAAUCCCACUUUACAUCUCAAUAACUUUUCCUUGCCACUGCUGGAAAUGCAGAUGAUUGCCAUUUUUAGCAUCACCCAAGCCUCCCAUUUUCUUCUCCAUAGAUUUGGGCUGCCCAAGAUUGUCUCUGAAAUGAUGGCAGGCCUAAUAUUGGGUCCUCAGUUACUUGGGCGCAUAAAAGAUUAUCGUGAUUUCAUGUUCCCAGUUUUAGGCCAAGACUUGAUCGGCAUCAUAUCUUCGUUAGGGUACACACUGUUUCUAUUUCUAGGGGGAGUAAAAAUGGACCUGAGCAUGAUAUUUAGAACGGGAAGGAAGGCCAUGUGUAUUGGUGCUUUGACCCUGUUAGUGCCUUUUCUGCUUGCUAUGGGAACGCAGAAGGUCCUCACCAUGCCUCUAAGCAGCGACGAUAGACUGAAAAUCAUCAUGGCAGCGGCGAUACAAGCUUCGACGCCGUUUCCGGUCAUUGCUUGCCUUCUAAGUGACCUCAAAAUUGUAAAUUCUGAACUCGGCCGACUAGGACUAUCUACAGCAGUGGUGUGUGACCUGCUAAGUGGGUUUCUUGUUUCUGGUUUCUCAUUGGCUAAAGUUGCGUAUUGGGACAGAAGAGGGGCUUUGCAGGAUGUUGGGAUGGUUGUAGGGUAUUUCAUAGUUGUUGUGUUUGUUGCCCGGCCGGCUAUGUAUUGGAUAGUGAGACAGACCCCUGAAGGCAGGCCUGUGAGGGACCUCUACAUUUUUAUCAUCAUUCUAGUAGUGUUGGGUGCUGCUUUGGUAUCUAAUAAGUUUGGCCUGUCGGUGGUGUUCGGGCCUUUUAUUUUGGGUUUGGCCGUACCGGACGGACCGCCACUGGGAUCGACUCUAGUCCACAAGCUGGAUUGCAUGGUCUCCGGGGUGCUUUUGCCACUCUUUGUAACCAUAACCAUGAUGAAGGCGAAUCUAUCAGACAUAGACUUUUAUCAUGACAAUCGAUUGGCAGUUCCCAAUGCAAUGAUUACAGUCGUUAUUGUCAUUGCCAAGUUUGUAGCCUGUUUGGUGCCCGCACUGUAUUGCAAGAUGCCAAUCAAGGAUGCAACCACACUAGCUCUCAUUAUGAGUUGCAAAGGCGUUUGCGAAAUGGCCUCCUAUAGCAUUUACAGAGCCACUAACAGCAUAUCCUCGGAUAUUUUCUCUAUUGCAAUGUACACAAUUCUCGUUAUUGCCAGCAUCGUGCCAAUUCUAAUUACGCGCUUGUACGAUCCUUCAAGGAAAUAUGCCGGCUACCAGAGAAGAAACUUAGUUGAUCAGAAACCAAAUGCAGAGCUAAAGAUUCUUGCUUGCAUCCAAAGACCAGAACACAUCCCCGCCAUCAUCAACCUACUUGAGAAUGUAUCACCAACAAGAGAGAGCCCCCUUGUUGUUUACGCUCUUCACCUCAUUGAGCUAAUUGGUAGAGCCUCGCCCGUCUUCAUUUCCCACCAAAUGCAGAAGAAGACUCUUUCAAACCGCUCCUACUCCGAAGACGUCAUUCUUUCGUUCAGUCAUUUUCAGCGAAACAAUCCUGAUAGUGUAACUGUGAAUGCCUUCACGGCCAUCUCCCCAUCCAAGCUAAUGUACGAGGACAUCUGCAUGCUUGCACUCGACAAAGUUACGUCUCUUAUAAUCCUCCCAUUCCAUCGAAAAUACUCCAUUGAUGGGUCUAUUGAAUUGGAAGACAAUACGCUAAGGACCCUAAAUUGUAGUGUUCUCGAGAGAGCGCCUUGCUCUGUGGCAAUCCUUGUUAACCGUGGCCAUAUAAAGCGCUCAACAACAACAAACGUGCUAGAGUCAUACAAUGUUGCCAUGGUCUUCUUGGGAGGACGUGAUGAUAGAGAGGCAGUGACUUUGGCUAAACGCAUGGCCAAGUACUCUACCAUUUGCCUAACUGUGAUACGGCUGAUUCCUGAGGGUGAAGAAGGCAUUACUGACUGGGAUAAAAUGCUGGACUCAGAGGUACUGAAGGACCUCAAGUAUAGCACUUCUGCAGGUGAAGAAUAUAUAGUUUACAUGGAGGAGAUGGUGAGCGACGGACCCGAGACCGCAAUGAGAUUGAGAGAAAUAGUAGAUGAAUAUGACCUUUUCAUAGUUGGAAGAAGAUACAACGUGGAGAGCCCUCUUACAAUUGGUUUUGAUGAAUGGAGCGAAUUCCCAGAGCUAGGGGUUAUGGGAGACAUGCUUGCCUCAACAGAUUUCAAUGGCAGAUGUUCAGUCUUGGUGGUGCAACAACAGAUGACAGUGUAG
Molecule: messenger RNA, 2325 nt
Organism: Alnus glutinosa
Lineage: Eukaryota; Viridiplantae; Streptophyta; Magnoliopsida; Fagales; Betulaceae
Product: cation/H(+) antiporter 4-like
Exons: 3
Coding region: 1-2325 (774 amino acids)
Biological process (GO): regulation of pH; proton transmembrane transport
Cellular component (GO): membrane; endomembrane system
Molecular function (GO): antiporter activity
Source: RefSeq, a predicted model, not a curated record